Molecule: messenger RNA, 2775 nt
Organism: Dreissena polymorpha
Lineage: Eukaryota; Metazoa; Mollusca; Bivalvia; Myida; Dreissenidae
Product: interferon-inducible GTPase 1-like
Exons: 7
Coding region: 93-2018 (641 amino acids)
Cellular component (GO): membrane
Molecular function (GO): GTP binding
Source: RefSeq, a predicted model, not a curated record
AUUGCAGUGGUCAUAUAGAUUUAUCAGAGCAAUUCACGUACAUUCAACCUGGAGCGGUUUGCUCAGUACGUUGAGACUACACGCGUGGUAAAAUGAAUUGCUCAAAGUGCUUGAAACCGUUACAGGAAAACUGGAAGCGUUGCCCAGUGUGUAAGACGAAUAUAAAUGCAACCCGAUGCCCACUAUGCAAUAUAAUUCUUCUCGACGGUUGGACAUGUUGCCCUAAUUGUGAUAAUUCGGACGAAGAAUUGGAAGGAGCUGUUGCUGCUGACAUUUGGCACGACGCACCAGAUCCUGUCAUUACAGACAUUUGGCACGACGCAUCAGAAUCCUGCACGGAUUAUUCUCUACCUCUACUUCAAAAAUCAUUUCGCCAUGAUUGUAAAAGUCGGGAAGAUAUUUUGCACAACUCAGAAACGGAAAGCGAUUUCCUUCAAACUGAAAAUGAACAAUCGUUUCGCCCUGAUCGUAUAAAUCUUCGUGAUGGCGACGUUGCAAUUAAUAGUCGAAAAGCGGCGGAGCAGUUCAUAUUCGACCGUGACCGCAAUGUGGCCCAUGCGCACUACAUGGUCGAGCAGGAGGUGAUACAUGAGGAGGAGGAGUCAGGGGAGGGGUCGACCCAGGAGUCACAUGACACAGCUAGGCCUGCCCUCUCAGAGAUUGACGAAGCGCGGCUGAACUCAUGCCUUGACAAGGUGCGCAGUGUGCUGGGGGAGAGAGUGCCUGAGCAUCUCAUGAAAAAGGUCAUACUGAGACACAACUUCAGCAUCGAGGAGGCACUCAACGAGCUGCUAAAUCAGCAAGUAAAUUGUGCAGUCUCCGAAGAUGAUCAACGAAAGGGAAAAGACGAACACGAACCUUUGAUAACCAGUAUAGUGCAGUAUUUACAGGGGUUUGAAGAUGGAUACAAAACACAUGGUAUUGCGAGGGUAUAUGCACUUUUAAAAACUGAUAUAUGCAAAUGGAAAACCGUUCCUCUGAAGAUAUUAGUUACCGGCGAAGCAGGGGUUGGAAAAUCAUCCUUCAUCAACGCAAUGCUCGGGCUCAAUCCAUGUGAUGGCGGUGGUGCCGAGGUUGGUGUUACCGAAACAACUACAAUCAGAGAAGAGUACAAACAUCCUCAUUAUCAAAACUUUGUGCUGAUCGACUGUCCCGGAGUUGGAACCCUAAAGUGCCCAAAGGAAAAAUAUUUGAAGUUGAUUGAUUUACAGAAUUGUGACUUCGUUAUAAUCAUUUCUUGUUCACGUUUCAAAGAAAAUGAUGCAUGGCUUGCGACCGAAACAACAAAAGCAAAAAAGAAGUUUUAUUUCGUUAGAUCGAAAAUAGAUCAAGACAUUAAAUCCGAGUCAGAAAAACAAAAAGGCACGAAGAGCAGUGAAGUAGUGACAAAGGUCGAAGAUUACUGUAAAAAAGAGCUAAGCGCUCUUGGAUUUGAAAAAGCUGUUGUUUUUAUAAUAAGUAGCCGUUUUAAAUUGCGUGAGAAAUUUCAUUUGAAGCAGUUGAUAAACACAUUACUUAAAGACAUUCCGAUCCUUAAAAGGGAUGCAUUGAUUUUUUCCAUUUCGUUGACGAUAAAGCCUGUGCUUGACGAGAAAAGGACGAGUUUGAUGGAGAGAAUAGGCAAGAUAGCUACGACUGCAGCUUGUCGAGUAUUUUCUGAAAAGAAAUGUUUGAGCAUAUUGCACGAAGAGAUUGAGUUUUAUCAAGAACAAUUGGGUGUAAAUGAAGAAAGGUUGAUGGGUUUUGCCCGCCAGAUGGACAUGAAUAUUGAUGCAUUGAAAAAAGAAAUUGCUCUUCGGUCGUCAAUAAUUUUAAAUGAUCCUCUUAAAUUCAGAGAAUUUUGUUUGUGCAACACGCAGUCAAGAAAAGAUAUAACAGUAUAUGAUCAUCGUUCGACGGUCGAAAAAUUCUUUUCGAGGAAGGAUUACAAACGGUAUUUUUAUGCGAUGUACGAUUUGUUAAUGAUGUGCUAUGAGGAGUCCGAAAAGAUUCUAAAAUUGAUAUCAACGAAAGUUUAGUGUUUAAAUAAUUCAUACACAUUCUGAGAAUUACAAUGAAUUAUAUCUUCAUACUUCAUAUUUUCUUGCUAGCUAAAGAUUUGAAAAGUGAAACCUAGGGAAAAAAUCAUUUUCUUUAAAUACAUGCUCUUUCAAUACAUGUUGAUGCAAAACAUGUAAAAAGUAUCAAAUAAGAUAUUCUAGUACCAUGUUUAUAAUGAGAAUCAAUGUACAAAUUCGUUUGAUGAAAUGUGGAUUCCCAAUUUAAACUAAUGCUCGAAUAAUAUAUGUACAUUUUAACAUUAAUAACCGCAAGCACAAAGUAAAUACAGCCUGGCAUAAAAUUAACCGGCUUGAAAAAUUCCAAAAGCGGGAACAGGUUCACAUGUUCCUUUUAAAUCAGGUGUGUGACAGAAAAUAUACAUUUUUUCUAUCAAACCGGAAGAUAAGUCGAUCGCACGAGCUUUGUAAAGCCCUUGGUUUGUUUUAAAUGUUUUUUGUAUUAGAUUUAUUAUCCUAUAUAUUUAUUACUUUUAUCUAUGAUUUAUAGUUCAUGCACUAUAGUUCAAUCUCUUUAUUUAAUUACGAGUAUAACCCAUGAGCACGGUUCCCAAAUAGUUAUUAUUGAAAACAGUUAUACUGGUGUAAUCUGUUAUUGCAUGUGGUAUACAAUUUGUUGAUAUAUUGUAUUAUUAAUGUGAGUGAAGUGAUAUAUCCUCACUUUUUCCCCGAAAAUGUGUAGAAGCUAAUAUUGAGAUGAAAGAAAGUUAUGCAUGCA